Molecule: messenger RNA, 2275 nt
Organism: Pantherophis guttatus
Lineage: Eukaryota; Metazoa; Chordata; Lepidosauria; Squamata; Colubridae
Gene: PRADC1
Product: protease associated domain containing 1
Source: RefSeq, a predicted model, not a curated record
GGGGGUGGGGAGCUCCGCGGUGCGAGGCAGGCAGCGUCCCCAGCGAUGUUCCCCGCCCGGCCCGCUUGGCUCGCGCUGCUUCUCUGCUUCUGCCCGGCUGGUCACGGUUUACGCAUCCAGGAGUAUCUUUACUUCCAUGUCCUCAGUCCUGGAGAUAUCCGUUACAUCUUCAUGGCUACCCCGGCCAAGGAUUUUGGCGGAGUCUUCAAUAUGAGAUUCGAGCAGAUUUAUCUGGUUCCAUCCGACCCUCCAGAUGCCUGCAGUACCUUGAACAAUGGGGUAUUCAUUGAAGGACAGAUCGCGCUGGUGGAACACGGGGGCUGCUCCUUUCUGUCCAAGACUCGCACGAUUCAGGAACAUGGAGGCCGGGUGGUGAUCAUUGCAGACAAUAGUUACGACAAGGACACAACCUACGCGGAGAUGGUCCAGGAGAGCACCCAUCGGAAGGCCGACAUCCCUGCUCUUUUCCUUCUGGGGAGAGAUGGGUACAUGAUCCGUCGCUCUCUGGAGCAGCACGGGCUCCCUUGGGCCGUGAUUUCCAUCCCUGUCAACGCCAGCAGCGUUCCGACUUCCGAAUUCCUCCAGCCUCGGGGAGUUUUUUGGUAGCAGAAAGGGGAAGGAGGGAGUUGCGGAGUGCCAGAACUGGACCGAAAGGAUGAAGAUGACCUCCAAAGGUCUCCGUUUCACCCAGUCCGGCAGCUGAUGGGACCACAGGAUCGGUUUUGGGAGAACCUCGUGUGUUGAUGAAGGGAAACUGACUGGACCGUAUCCUCUGGAUGCCUUCUUUUUUUCUUUAUUUUGUCUGGCCGCUCCAGCACAUAUUGGGACCGGUUUGGCUCAACCAGCAAGUCUUGAGGGCCAAAUAGGCAACCUGGACAGCUGUUCGAAGUGGUUUCCCGAUGAUGGUGGUUACCAGCUUUUCUCAAAUCCAGGAGAAUCGAGAAAUGUUAGGUCUGACCCUUUGCCUGUCCUCGCCUCCCGAGUCUGGGGUCUCAACAGCAAGGGGCAUUUAAGGAGCCCCUUGUUUUAAAUUCAGAUGCCAACCUGGCCCAUUAUUAACCAGACAGACAUUUUGGGGGGGGGGAAUUAAAGAGGCUACGCAAUUCAUACCGCGGUGAUUUUGUGGGUGACGGCGUCUGAAUUCACCCAAGAUCGAGCAAACAGUGGUUUAAUGCUGGGUGCAUUAAAGACAGAGAUUGGAUGGCAACGACUAAGCCCGGUUUGGGAGGAUGGGGCCGGGGGGGGGGGCAGUGUUGUAUAGCUUCAGCUGCCUUUCCUAGUUGGUACUUUACUCCAACCAGAUUUAAGGGGUCAAACACCCCCCCCCCCAAUUCAAUAAGCAUGACGGUUGCAGGCAGAUUGCUAAGGAAGGGAGGGAGUGGGGAAGAGGGAGGAAAGGAGGGAAGGAGAGAGAUGGGAAAAGAAAGAGAAGGAAGGAAGAGGGAAGGAAAGAAAGAGAGAAAAGUGUAGGGAGGGAGAGGAGGAAGGAAGGAAAAGAAAGGGAGCAGAGGGAGAAAGAAAGGGAGAGCGAUAGAUGGGAAAAGGAAGAGAAGGAAGUAGGGUGGAAGGAAAGAGAAAAAUGUAGGAAGGGAGAGGAGGUAGGAAGGAAAAGAAAAAAGAAAAAGAGGGAGAAGAAAGGGAGAGAGAUAGAUGGGAAAAGGAAGAGAAGGAAGUAGGGUGGAAGGAAAGAGAAAAAGAAAAAUGUAGGAAGGGAGAGGAGGAAGGAAGGAAAAGGAAAAAAAGGGAGCAGAGGGAGAAAGAAAGGGAGAGCGAUAGAUGGGAAAAGGAAGAGAAGGAAGUAGGGUGGAAGGAAAGAGAAAAAGAAAAAUGUAGGAAGGGAGAAGAGGAAGGAAGGAAAAGAAAAAAGGAGCAGAGGGAGAAAGAAAGGGAGAGCGAUAGAUGGGAAAAGUAAGAAAAAGAAGUAGGGCAGAAGGAAAGAGAAAGAGAAAAAUGUAGGAAGGGAGAGGAGGAAGGAAGGAAAAGAAAAAAGAAAAAGGGAGAAGAAAGGGAGAGAUAGAUGGGAAAAGGAAGAGAAAGUAGUAGGGCGGAAGGAAAGAGAGAAAGAAAAAUGUAGGGAGGGAGAGGGGAAGGAAGGAUGGAAGGAGAAAAAAAAGAACAGAAAACAGAAAAACAACAGAAUUCUCAUUUGGAGAAGAAACUGAGCUUUUCCGUGCGAGCGCCAGGAAACUGGCCGAGGAAUCGGUGUGUUUUGCCCUUUUGUCAAUUACAGCAUGCGACCCUCCCCGAUUAAAAUCAAAAGCCCCCAUUCUCCAUC